Molecule: messenger RNA, 960 nt
Organism: Aspergillus terreus NIH2624
Lineage: Eukaryota; Fungi; Ascomycota; Eurotiomycetes; Eurotiales; Aspergillaceae
Exons: 4
Coding region: 1-960 (319 amino acids)
Cellular component (GO): mitochondrion
Source: RefSeq, a predicted model, not a curated record
AUGGCGUCUUCUCUGUCCAAGGGCCCUCUGUUCUCGGCGGUCCGGUCCAACGCCGCCGUUUCGCAAUUCUACUUUCCUGCGGUCCCGGGAUCAUGCCAGUGCCGGUUCUUCUCACAAUCGUCGCAACGCAAUGGUCGUCAGGCGAUGAACAUGGAUAGCCCCAAGGUUCCUACGCCUUUGAAGCCGUCUACCGCGACUAGGGGCUCCAUGAUGUCGAGGUCGGAGUUGCCCACCGACCUCGGUUUGCUUCCGGGCACUUUCAUCCGGCCGCUCUGGCGGGACUUGCCCUCGAUCUUCACACAUCCCAAGGAACGUUUACAGCUGGAGUGGCUGUGGCUGAAAUCUGGGUUCCAAUCUUUUGCAAGCAUUAUAGUCUACUCGAAAAUCACCUUCAAAGGUCUCCCCCUUCGCUUCCGUGAACGACGUCAGGUAGCUCGCGAACUACACCAGCGGGUGUACUCCGCAUUCGCCGCCGGCGACGUCCCCACGAUCCGCAAGAUCUGUUGCACCGGCUUCGCAAACGACCUCACCUCCCGCAUCACCGCCCGAGCCAAAGAUGAAGCCGUCACCUGGACCCUGGACAAGUACAACCGCACCCCGGCCACGCUGUUCACCGGCACUCGGGGCGUGCGACAGGUCGUCGUGCGCAUCACCAGCCGCCAGUCCACCCAGAAGAUGCGCGUCGUCACCAAAGCCUCCACGACCGGCGCCGGCCCCGCCGCCCGCAAGUCCCUCACCAAGGAGCUCGAGCCCGUCGCCCCCGCAAAGCAGCAGGACUGCACCGAGUACCUCGUCUUCCAGAAGCUGCGCUGGUUCGGCCAGGAGGAGGACUGGCGCAUUUGGGGCCAUACCCAACCGACCACCGUCGAGGAUCUGUACUCCAACCCCAUGUUUGCGCCGGGGUUGACGCUCGCGGAGCGCAUGCAGCAUGCGCAGGAUAUGUACCAGGGCAAGAAAUAG